Molecule: messenger RNA, 1323 nt
Organism: Penicillium waksmanii
Lineage: Eukaryota; Fungi; Ascomycota; Eurotiomycetes; Eurotiales; Aspergillaceae
Product: Dor1-like family protein
Exons: 2
Coding region: 1-1323 (440 amino acids)
Biological process (GO): intra-Golgi vesicle-mediated transport; cytoplasm to vacuole targeting by the Cvt pathway
Cellular component (GO): COG complex
Source: RefSeq, a predicted model, not a curated record
AUGGCCGACUCGUUAUUUGAGCUGCUGGCUCCACACCUGCAGACCCCAACUUCAACUCAAACUCACGAUGCCACCACCGAGCAGUAUUUGACUCGCCUGUCCACUCUCUCCCUCGACUCUCUCCAAUCCACCGAACCACAGUCACUCGCACAAUCCUCGCAUUCAACCCUCCUCUCCCUUCAGGCCCUCUCCAACCGAUCUCACCGGGCAUUCAUCACAUCGGCCGAUAACCUGUCGACACUCCGUACAAACAUUCCCCAAUUGACGAGUGAGGUGCAACAGCUACGCGAUGCCCUGCCCAAACUCGACGAGGAGACCGUGGGCUUUUCCACCAAAUACAGCAAGAUUACGGACAAUGCCGCUCUAGAACGACGAAAGAAGGCCAUGCAGCUGGCCCGCAAUGUUGACAGACUGUCUGAUAUUCUCGAAUUACCAUCCCUCCUCUCUACCGCCGUGUCUGCCGCCUCUGCCAACUCCGGUGCCGGUGCGGCAUCCACCACCUAUUCCUCCGCCCUCGAUUUGCAUGCACAUAUCAAGCGACUUCAAACUCUAUACCCCGAUUCCCCCCUAAUUCAAGAUGUCGUAUCACAGGCGGAGGAUGCGAUGAAAGAAAUGACAACCAAUCUGAUUGCGGGACUCCGAACUCAAAACUUGCGGCUGGCAGCUGGAAUGCGAACCGUCGGGUGGUUGCGACGAGUGGCACCAGAGUUAGAGGCACUGCAUAAUGAUACAACAUCGGGGGGUGGGGAGGGGGCACUGGGUGCUGUUUUCUUGAUCUGCCGCCUGGCACACUUGGUGUCGACCUUGGAGGCAUUAGAACCACUCCGGGAGUUAGCCGAUCAAGAAACACAGCGAAGGACUCCUGCAAAGGAAAAAUCCGAGACCUGGUCGAAUGGCCAACAAACCGACCGCUACUUGAAACGAUAUAUUGAGAUCUUCCGUGAACAAAGCUUCGCGAUCGUCUCGCUAUACAAGAACAUAUUCGACUCCGAACAAUCCGAGACUGAAACGGCCGUGUCCGGGCUGAGAGGCAUCAUCAAGGCCGAAAAAUUGGCAUCCCAAGCAGCGCGAACCAGUGAUCCCUUACAAAAACUACCGCCCGCUCUCGCGACAUUCCCGAUGUACCUUGUGCAAUUACUCACCGACACCAUGCGGGCAUAUCUUCCCAACCCUUGGUCGCCUUGGGGGGGGGACUUUGGGAUGAUUCUGACGGAGUUGAGCGAUGAGGAGGAGCUCAGCUGCGAAUGGGAGGAUGUAAUGCGCAAGCACCGAGCGCUAGCCGGUCGACUGGAGCAAUUGACCAGCCGAGUCGCGGUGCAUUGA